AAGGUCUUCUACCUCUCCAUUAAAAUAUUUUAUUUUAUUAAUUACAAAAAAAAAACAAAAAAAAAAACGUAUCUAUCCUCACAUUAGUUUGAAGAUGGAAGAUGGUGUACUCCAACAAGGGAGUAUAAUACUUACAAACAGCAUUGUUGAUAGUGAGAUAAUGCAAAGGAGAGGAAAAUUGAUGCCUGGUGGUGGUGGUGGUUCAGAAAAAAUGAUUAAGAAAAAGUCAGAAAAAGUUGGUGCCUGGAGCAAAGAGGAUGAAAUCACAAUCCUAAAGGGACUCAUAAAGUUGAAAACUGAAAAAGGAAAAAUUAGGUUUGAUUAUGUUCAACUUUAUGAUUCCAUUAAACAAUCUCUUGCUCACAAAUCAGCCACACCACUUCAUUUGCAAAAAAAAAUCAAGUGUCUUAGGGAGAAAUACAAGAACAAUUUCAACAAGAGCACCAGGACCUGGAGCAUCCCACACGAGGAAGAGUUGUUCUACUUAAGUGACGAAAUUUGGGGCAAAGACGAUCACCAACAACUUAAAAUUCCUUCUUCCAGUUUGAUGAACCAACAACAACUUACAAUUCCUUCUUCCAGUUUGAUGAACCAACAACAUCUUACACUUCCUUCUUCCAGUUUGAUGAACCAACAACAACUUACACUUCCUUCUUCCAGUUUGAUGAACCAGCAAUUUACAAUUUCUGAUACAACUUUCGUGGGAGACCUAGGGUUAGCGUUAACAACUAUGAGCAGGAAUCAGUCUAAUCAAAUGCAAGUAGCUCUUCAACAAUUCGAGUUAGUUUCUCAAAGUUUGAGUAUUAGGAAGAGUUAUGCCAACCAAAUACUCCACGCGCAUAUAACCUUAAAAGAGGGACUUUCUGAACAAAAGAUAGCAAGGAGCUAUUUCGACACAAAGAUACAACAUGCACAAUUGGUUUCAGAUGCCUAUAAUGCUAGCCAUAGUUUUGGAGGCUCUCUUGUAAAUAUAGUAUCUGAUUGCGUACUCAAGGAAGAUGCAACAAAGGUUAUGAACGAGGGCAACUGUCCACCAGCUACAAUUGGAUGUCGGAAACCAAUCACUGGAAAACCUUCAGGCACAAGUCUCAAAUCAGUAAGAGAAAUGUGUCAUUCUCAGGAGAGAAAGAAAAAAAAGAAAAGGAAGAUCGAAAACCCAGAAAAGCAUCGUGACUCAAGUAUACAAUCUCAGUUGGAGAUGGAAAAUCAGAGUGCAGUUGCCUAUGCUAAAAAUAACAAUGAGAGUGCCAAAUCAUCAGAUAUACAUACGUUAUCGGAUGGACUGACUGUUGAGGUGAUGGUGAAGGGAAAAGCGGAUGGGAAAGUAGCUUCUCUAGGAAAACAGAUCAAAAUUCAUUUCAUCGCCAAAUUAAGAGAUACAGGAUGCAUUGUUGGUUCAACCAUUGGUGCAGCUCCUCAUCAAUUUUGUCUAGGUUACGAGAAAGUGUUAAAGGGAUUGAACAUUGGCAUUGAAGGCAUGCAUGUUGGUGAAAAGAGAAGACUCACCAUUCCACCAUCUUUGGGCCCUGGGAGGAAGGCUAAGCCUCCAAUAAUGCCAGACUCGUGGCUUCUGUAUGAAGUUGAAUUGGUUGAUAUAUGUGAAUGAAGAUAAUAUAUAGUUACUCCAUUCAACAAUGAAAGGCAUUUUGCAACCCCUCGUGAGGGUGAUAGUUGAAGAAUGAUGUUGACCAACUAUAUGUUUUUGCUAUUGAUGUCUGGAAGUUGGUCACCAUCUGCCAUGUUUUUUGGGUUAUCUAGAAAUCGUUGAUUGGUUGUUGACGGCUAGACAUACUAUUGGUAGCUUGAUGUUUUUAAGUUAAGGUUUUAGUUGUUCUUUUUUAUAUAAAGGAAACUGUAUUGGUAGCUUGAUGUUUUUAAGUUAAGGUUUUAGUUGUUCUUUUCUGGAUAAAGGAAACUGUGUAUUCACAAUAGUCUCAUCAUCAAAUAGAUGAUGAGCAUAGGUAAAUUGUAAGCUCAUUAGAGCAUAUGACAAAAUUACCCUACUGGAGAUCAGAAAUUUCCUAUGAAACCAACAAACAAGUUCUAUA
Molecule: messenger RNA, 2048 nt
Organism: Solanum pennellii
Lineage: Eukaryota; Viridiplantae; Streptophyta; Magnoliopsida; Solanales; Solanaceae
Exons: 9
Coding region: 95-1606 (503 amino acids)
Biological process (GO): regulation of DNA-templated transcription
Cellular component (GO): nucleus
Molecular function (GO): peptidyl-prolyl cis-trans isomerase activity
Source: RefSeq, a predicted model, not a curated record